Messenger RNA from Fusarium redolens, 4557 nucleotides. RefSeq names its product P-loop containing nucleoside triphosphate hydrolase protein. NCBI's taxonomy places the organism in Eukaryota, Fungi, Ascomycota, Sordariomycetes, Hypocreales, Nectriaceae. The record is from RefSeq and is a predicted model, not a curated record. Gene Ontology annotation, molecular function: ABC-type transporter activity; ATP binding; ATP hydrolysis activity. Gene Ontology annotation, biological process: transmembrane transport. The transcript has 4 exons. Bases 71 to 4444 code for a protein of 1457 amino acids. Gene Ontology annotation, cellular component: membrane.
CAAAAAUCCUUUUUCUAUUUCCCCGCAGACUUGGAAUAGCAGCAUCAGUCACCAAUAACACGAAUGGACCAUGUCGUCUGUUGGCCCUUGUCUCAAUGAUGACUCGCUGGGUCCUGCUGUGCGUGGUUGCAGAGGCAACUUUGACUUCACUGUCGCAUUUGAGGAUGUCGUCUUUGUCAUUGUCCCGGCUAUUGCUUUCCUUUGCCUUGGACUUUCCCGCAUUCUAGGACUUUGUCGUUGCCGUCGCCCAAUAGUCGGUGCCUCCGCAAUUCAGUGGACCAAGCUGGUUCUCGCAACAGGUUUGGCUGUAUUGCAGCUCUUACUUCUCAUCCUGGGACGGAACUUCCCCCAGUUCCUUUCAGGUCCUUUUUUGGCUGCUGCCUCCCUCGCCUUCAUCGCAGCUCUGCUUUUCAUUCCACUGUCAUGGGUUGAGCAUUCGCGAGCACCGCGACCAUCCACAACUAUCAUCGCUUACCUGUCCAUCACGUUAUUGUUUGAUGUUGCUCGGACACGGACAGCAUGGCUUCUAACUCCAUCGGGGCUGGACCCUAACUAUGCAUCUGUAUUGACAGCAGCCACUGUCCUCAAGGCUGCCAUGAUUUACUUAGAGUCGCAACAGAAAGAGAAAUGGCUGGGCUGGGAUAUGAAGGAGCAUAGUCCCGAGGAGACCAGUGGCAUUUACAAUCUUGGCGUCUUCUUCUGGUUGAACACGUUGUUCAUGAAAGGCUAUCGUGUCAUCCUGACAAUGGAGAGUCUGUAUCCCCUCGACAAAGCUUUGACGGCUGAGAAUCACGACCAUCUUGUUGAGAGAGUUCGCAACAAUCCCUAUAAGGGUCAGAAAUACGGUCUGGCACGCCUGUUGCUGCGGAUCCUAGCUCUCCAGCUAUUGCCACCGAUUAUUCCUCGUGCAGCACUCCUCGCUGCCAGCAUAUGUCAACCAUUUCUCAUCCAUGCCCUGUUGCACUACCUACAGAGCGAUGACCAAGACCAGAGUCAUGGAUAUGGACUCAUUGGCGCGACAGCUCUGACGUACGGCGCCAUUGCAUUCUCAACCGCAUUAUACUGGUACUUCCAAGAGCGUUUUGUCAUUAUGGUACGUGGCAUCCUAGUGCUCGCCGUGUACGAGAAGACUACAGAGCUUAGAAUGCCCGCGGAUGGGGAUUUGGGAGCCCUCACAUUGAUGAGCACCGACGUGGAGCGCAUCACGAGAGGCAUUCUCGACCUCCAUGAAUACUGGGCCAACACGAUCCAGAUCGCUCUGUCUUGCUGGCUACUUCAACGAGAGCUUGGUCCUGCAUUUGCUGCUUCCCUUGGUGUGGUAGCCCUCUCAACUCUCACUGCCUUUGGGAUAGGCAAACUCCUUGGACCACGUCAAAAAGCAUGGAUGGAAGCAAUCGAAACGAGAGUUGGGGUCACUGCGGCUGCUAUUUCGCAGAUGAAGCUGGUUAAAAUGUCUGGCAUGACAAAGCCAAUCCAAUCUUACGUGCAGAGACUGCGGGUGAGAGAGAUUGAAAUCGGCGGGCAUUGGCGUAUGCUCCUCGCUGCAGCAGCCACUGUCUCUCAAGUUCCCAUGACUAUAUCUCCUGUUAUUACAUUUGCGGUGGCAACCAAGACGCUCAACACUACCUCGAUAUUUGUUUCUAUAUCCUACCUUACGCUUCUCGCAUCGCCUUUGAUGAUUCUCUUUCAGAAGAUCCCUCAAUUCCUCGGGGCCUUGACCUGCCUUGAACGGAUCCAGACCUAUCUAGAACGCGACUCGAGGUUUGAGUAUCGCCGCCUUGAUAAUGUAAUGAGCUCAACCAUAUCUACGACUUCUUCUUCUCCUUCCGCUAAUGACACCAGCGGUAUGGACAUUGAAAUGAAGACUUUAGAGGAGAAAGACACGCCUCACGUCGUAAUUAAGGACGGCACCUUUGGGUGGCAUGAGAACGUCCCUGUUCUCAAGCAUGUUAACGUAACUAUUCCAACAUCACGCCUCACUGCAGUUGUUGGCCCUGUUGCCAGCGGGAAAUCCACAUUAUGCAAAGCCAUUCUCGGCGAGGUCCCCUGUGCGACUGGCUCCACAGUUCUCCUUCGAUCUAGAGUCAUUGGCUACUGUGAUCAACAGCCGUUCUUAACGAAUACUACCAUCCGAAACAACAUCAUUGGCAACAAUUACUUCGAACAUAAGCGAUACCAGUCCGUGAUAAAUGCUACUAUGCUCGACCGGGACCUCACGAACCUCCCACAAGGCGAUAGUACGGUGAUCGGAAGUAGUGGCAUUGCCUUGAGCGGUGGACAACGGCAACGAGUGGCAAUUGCAAGGGCAUUAUACCUUGCAGAUGCCGACCUGCUGAUCUUUGAUGACGUCCUCAGCGGCUUAGAUGCCAGAACAACGGAUCAUGUUUUCCAACACGUCUUUGGACGAGAUGGCAUGCUUCGUCGUCGUGGCGCCACUGUUGUUCUGUGUACACAUAACCUUCGACACUUCCAAGCCGCGGACUAUACCAUCAGGAUCGGGAGUAACGGAGACGUAUUUGAAGAAGAGCCCUCGGUUCCUGAAAAUGUCCUUGUAAAUUCUGAUCUAGGCUCAGAUUUAGAGCCAGCCACGGCCGAAGCACUCGGAAGCACAGAAGAGAUGGCACUCACCUGUUCAUCACCAACAGUAGCCAUGACUGCAGAUGAAGCAGAGGCGCGAAAAUUGGGUGACGCGAGCGUCUUUGGCUAUUACAUACGCACAAUUGGCUUAAUUCCCAUUGUCGCCUUCGUUUUCGCUUGUGUAUGCAACGGUUUCCUCAACAACUUUCCUCGCAUAUGGCUCACAUUCUGGGCUGACGAUGCUGCCCGGCCACAAAGAGGCUUGGUGCAAAAGCACUCACAGACAUAUUAUGUCGGCAUUUACGGAAUGCUCCAAGUACUUGCUCUGAUAUCCUUCAUGGCUGCUGUCGUGCUUGUUCUAGGCCCUUUCAUUCGUCUUAGUGGCUCGGCACUGCACCAGAGGGCGUUGGAGACCGUCAUCAACGCACCGUUGCAACUCUUGACAACGUCAGACACCGGCACGAUCACCAACUACUUCUCCCAAGAUAUCACUAUCAUCGAUAAUGAGCUCCCUAUGGCUGUGGCUAACGUGGUGCUGGACAUAUUUGGUGUUAUCGGAAUGGCGGUCCUUAUCGCGUCCUCUUCUCCAUGGUUGGGACUUACUUAUCCGGCUAUGAUACUCAUCUUAUGGUUGAUACAACGAUUUUACCUCCGAACGUCUCGGCAGCUACGACUCUUAGACCUCGAAGCGAAAAGCCCCUUGUAUACUCAUUUUCUAGAUACUUCGAGAGGCAUUGCCACCAUUCGAGCUCUGGGAUGGACUGGAGAGAACAUCAAACACAAUCACCGACUGCUGAAUCAGUCCCAAAGGCCAAUGUAUCUGCUCUCAAUGGUACAGCGCUGGUUGUACCUCACUCUAAACAUGGUCGUUGCUGUUACGGCAACGGCUCUCGUGGGCUUGAUAACUCAGCUUAGGUCUAGUUCAAGUCUUUCUGGUGCGUCGCUUGUCACGUUGAUGACGUUGAGUCAGUCGUUGAGUGACAUUGUGCGGUUCUAUGCUGCGUUGGAGACUUCUAUUGGAGCUGUAGCUCGACUCCGGAACUUUGCUACCAAGACUGGGACAGAACGCAUUUCACAUGAUGAUGUACGACCUGAUGAACAGUGGCCAUUGAAAGGACGCAUUGAGGUUCGGGGAGUUUGGGCGACGUAUGAUGAAACUUCUCAGGAAUACGCGCUGCAGGGAAUUGAUGUCUCAAUUCAAGCAGGCGAGAGAAUAGCCUUGUGCGGCCGUACGGGAAGCGGAAAAUCUUCUUUUAUUCUUCUUCUCCUCGCCCUUCUGGAGCCUGUGCAAAAAGAUGGUGUUGAGUACACAUUGUCCAUUGACGAUGUCCCUCUCUCAUCCAUAAGUCCACAGUUGCUCCGGGAAAGACUGAUAACAGUACCCCAGGAUCCAGUAUUCUUGCCCACAGGCAGCACAUUUAUGGAGAAUCUAGAUCCACUCGGUCUAGCCACGACAGAGCAGUGUCGCCAAGUGUUGCAAGCAAUGGACCUCUGGAACAUGGUGGAGUCUCAGGGUGGGCUGCGCGGUGUUCUAUCAGAAUCUUCGCUUAGUCAAGGCCAGAGGCAAGUUUUCAACCUUGCACGAGCAGUGCUUAAGCGGAAAACGACGGGUAGUUCUGUACUCCUCCUAGAUGAGUUCACGAGCUCGGUUGAUGCUGACACAGAGCGGGACAUGCUUUCUAUAAUCGAUAGGGAGUUCGUGGGCUGUACCAUCGUUAUGGUCGCCCAUCGACUGCAUAUCGUGUCUGACUUUUGCGACAGGGUGCUUGUUCUGGAUGGUGGAAGGAUUGUUGAGGCUGGUAACCCUCGGACACUGGCUAGAGUUGAUGAAACGUGGUUUGCGAGUUUGUUAUUAGCUGUAGGAUAAAAGGAAAGUUUAUACUAUAAAGAUAUUUUAAUAGUAACUUAGAUAAUAUUAUAUAAGUAUAAAAAAUGGGUUUACAGGAAAUAAUAAAUAAUGAAAAAGAUAUAAUACAAAAG